Messenger RNA from Fraxinus pennsylvanica, 1530 nucleotides. The record is from the annotation of a GenBank genome assembly. NCBI's taxonomy places the organism in Eukaryota, Viridiplantae, Streptophyta, Magnoliopsida, Lamiales, Oleaceae.
AUGGAAUCUCUAUCCCCAAAUCUCGAUCUCAAGCUAGCAUCUCUGUCUCCAGUUCCUAAAUCUCUCACAAAACCCACUUCGAAACUGUUCUUUUCGGUUUUAAAUUGUCGAAAAACCCAGAAAUUUAGAGUAAAAUUGACUCAGGACGUGAAUGAAAGAAAAUCCAGUAGACAAUCCAGUUAUGGGUGUAAUGAAAAUUUGGUUAAAUGGGUUGGAAGAGGCGUUCUUGGUUUUGCUACAGCAGUUUCUUUGUGUUGUGAUUCUCCGGCUUUCGCUGAGACCCUGACUGUAGCAUUUCCUGUUUCUCACACGCUUGAGGUGAACACCGUCCAGAGAACCCUUGUGGAAGCAUGGGGCUUGAUUAGAGAGACUUUCAUAGAUCCAACAUUUAAUCAUCAAGAUUGGGACUUGAAACUGCAACAAACAAUGGUGGAAAUGUUUCCCCUUAGAUCAGAGGAUGCAGCUUAUAGUAAGGUCAAGGGAAUGCUUUCAACUCUUGGAGACCCUUUUACACGGAUUAUAAGUCCCAAGGAAUAUCAAAGUUUUAGAAUAGGAAGUGACGGAAACUUGCAAGGGGUUGGUCUUUUCAUCAAUGUUGAGCCGAAAACUGGACAUCUGGUUGUCUUGUCAUGUAUACAGAAUGGCCCUGCUGCACGUGCUGGUAUACACGAAGGAGACGAAUUAAUUGAAAUAAAUGGUGAAAGACUGGAUGGAGUGGCUAGUGAAGCAGCAGCACAAAAGCUCAGAGGACGUGUUGGAACAACGGUGACAAUAAAAGUUAACAGCGUUGACAACUUGGGAAGUUCUUGUAUCAGAGAGGUAAAACUGCCCCGUGAAGUCAUUAAGCUUUCAUCUGUUUCUAGUGCCAUCAUUCCCCACAGAGCACCCGAUGGCCAUCUAUCAAAGACCGGAUAUGUAAAGUUGGCAACCUUCUCUCAGAGUGCUGCCACAGAGAUGGAAAAUGCGAUUUAUGAGAUGGAAAAUCAGGGUGUGCAAUCAUAUAUCCUGGAUCUGCGAAACAAUCCAGGUGGUUUGGUGAAAGCAGGACUUGAUGUUGCCCAGAUUUGGCUAGAUGGAAAUGAGACUCUAGUCAACACCAUUGAUAGAAAUGGGGAUAUGCUACCUAUUAGCAUGAUGGAUGGGCAUGCCAUAACGCAUGAUCCACUCGUUGUUCUUGUAAAUGAAGGGAGUGCAAGUGCAAGUGAGAUUCUUGCAGGAGCACUCCACGACAAUGGCAGAGCAAUUCUCGUGGGACAUAGAACUUUUGGGAAAGGAAAAAUCCAGAGUGUGACAGAACUACAUGAUGGAUCGGCCCUUUUCAUAACGGUGGCCAAGUAUUUGUCUCCGGCACUUCAUGAUAUCGACCAGGUUGGCAUAGCCCCUGAUGUACAAUGCACGACUGAUUUUCUCAAUUCACCCAAAGACUCUUUCAAGGAUGGGAGUUCAGAUUCAUCCUUAGAAAGUGAUUCCUGUAUCCUGGUAGCAGAACAUCAGCUAGACAUUCAAGAAUCCACAGGCUCAGCUUCUUGA